Molecule: messenger RNA, 2188 nt
Organism: Triplophysa rosa
Lineage: Eukaryota; Metazoa; Chordata; Actinopteri; Cypriniformes; Nemacheilidae
Gene: rpap3
Product: RNA polymerase II associated protein 3
Exons: 18
Coding region: 267-2078 (603 amino acids)
Molecular function (GO): protein binding
Source: RefSeq, a predicted model, not a curated record
CGAUCGAGCCCUCCUUGUAUUUGCUGCGCGCUCUGCCCGGAUAUAAACCGUACCCGUAAUCCUCAACCUUCCGCUCGCUGUCCGCCGCUUUAUUCUCAUCAGAUGCUUGUUUGUUGAUUUUGGCGUUUUCAGGUGUUGGUAUUUUCACGCGCGCGGGCUGCGAGUGUGUGACGUAAAGCCCGAGUGCGCGCAGAGUACGUCACGCUGUCAUGGCGCUGAAGACAAACGGCUGAAUAAAACCUCGCCAUCAUUUCUGAAGAACAGUGAUGUCUGGAAAUAAAGGUGUGGAGCUGCAGGUACAGAUGCGACAGAACGCUGAAGAUCUACAGAACUUCAUGAAGGAGCUGGACAGCUGGGAGGAAGACAUCAAGAGAAAAGAUCAACAACUUUGUGCUGGAAACAUCGACGAAACACAACAGGAAAAUCUCCCACCGGUGAGAAACAAGGAUUAUAAAAAGCCAAAGCAGAGGGUGAAACGUCAGACGAACAGUCAGAAAGAUCAAAAAGAAACCCAGCGAAUCAAAUCUUACGAUUAUCAAGCGUGGGACAAAUUUAAUGUGGAGAAGGUUCUGGAGUCUAUGGACACAGAAGAGAGUCUGAUGCAGUCUAAUGAUUCAGACUCUGAGGGGAUUCAUGUGGACAGAGAUCUGGCACUCACUGAGAAAGAGAAGGGUAAUGAGUUGUUUAAAGGUGGUCAGUAUGACGCAGCGAUCGAGUGCUACACCAGAGGAAUGAACGCAGAUCCAUACAACCCCGUCCUGCCAACAAACAGAGCCGCCUGCUUCAUCAAACUCAAGAAGUUCGCUGUGGCGGAGUCGGACUGUAAUUUAGCCAUCACUCUGGACAGUAAAUACAUGAAAGCUUACGCCAGGAGAGGAGCCGCCCGCACCACACUGAAGAACCAUCAGGGGGCGCUGGACGAUUAUGAGAUGGUUCUGAAACUGGAUCCUGGAAACUUUGAGGCUGAGAAUGAACUGAAGAAACUCAAGCAGCUCUUAGAAUCCAGCGCGCAGACAGCAGAGAAGAGUCAGACAGCUGCGCAGACGCUUGAUCCAGUGAAACUGCAGCAGCUGCAGGAGGAGCAGAGGAAACAGGAAGCUGUCAUGCUUAAAGAUCGAGGUAAUGCAUACUUCAAAGAAGGGAAGUAUGAGGCGGCUGUGGAGUGUUACACUAAAGGGAUAGAAAUAGACAACACAAACGCACUUCUGCCUGCAAACAGAGCCAUGGCUUACCUGAAACUCCACAGGUUCGAUGAGGCUGAAAAGGACUGUGGUGCAGCUCUUGCUCUUGAUAUCACGUACUCGAAAGCUUUGGCCAGACGAGCGACGGCCAGAGCGGCUCUGGGAAGAAUGAGAGAAGCUAUAGAAGAUUAUGAGCAGCUUCUCAAACUAGAGCCUGGAAAUAAACAGGCCGUAACUGAGAUCCAAAAACUCAAAGCGGAGUUGAAGUCGAGCGGUUGUCUGGUUACAGAGGAGAAGAGAAUCAUCCAGCCGAUCAACAAACCUGAACAUCUCAGAUCAACUAAACCCUUGAGGAGGAUUGACAUUCAGGAGGUGGGUGAGAUGUCACGUGUGUCUGAAUCAUCUGCCGUCUCAUCACCUCAUCACAAGAUCCAGAAGAUCUCAGACGCUCUCCAUGAGUCCAGAAAUACUGAAUGUGAGAAUGACAGAAGUGCAGAUGACGGGAAUCCAUCAGAUGAAUGUGUUCCUCCACCGCCCGCUAACAGUUUCCAGCUGGAGGCCGACCUGAGGAAGAUCAGCGCUUACCCACAAUCCACCUACAGAUAUUUAAAGCAAAUCAGUCCAGACGUUUAUCCGAAGAUCUUCCAGAACUCUCUGGAGCCUGACAUUCUUAAUCAAAUCCUCAAGACAUUUCACACCUUUUACAUUCAACAUGAAGACGCGUCUGUUCUGCUGGACGCCCUGAGAAACCUGACACGUGUCAAGAGAUUUAAUAUGGCCGUCAUGUUCAUGUCAUCUGAUGAGAAGAGAGUGGUACAGGAGCUGUUUGAUUGGAUUCACCGCUCCGGUCUGGAAGAUGAUUCCGUUAAAGACUUGAAGAAGAAAUAUGGCCUCUGACCUUUGACCUCUGCUCACGGGCAUGACUGAUGUUUGACGUCACUGUCUUGUCUGAGAUAACAAAUGAUUGAAUGUGAUUGGCUGAUCAUUAAAUGUGCUUUAAUAUCUCA